Molecule: messenger RNA, 2886 nt
Organism: Diaporthe batatas
Lineage: Eukaryota; Fungi; Ascomycota; Sordariomycetes; Diaporthales; Diaporthaceae
Exons: 1
Coding region: 1-2886 (961 amino acids)
Molecular function (GO): protein binding
Source: RefSeq, a predicted model, not a curated record
AUGGGCAUUGACGCCGAGGAAUUGAUCCUCAACCCUUUCCACGAGGUGGUCGAGCGAGGAAAGGAGGCCGUGGCCAACGCGGAGAGGGCUGCAGACCAGGAUGCCGAGCUCUCACAGGUCAUGGGCAAGGCCGGGGUGGCUGUCGUCAAGGAGGGCGAGCGGGCCCUGAAGAGGUUGCAGCCCCUCUGGGACAGCCAGGUCGACAAGUACGGCGACGCGUUCAAGGAGAGCAUGGGCCAGGAUGCCGCGAUAGAAAAGAGGCGGCGCAAGCUGGAGCAUCUCCUCUAUGACUUUGAGGACUACGCGGAGCCGGACACGUUCGUGCAUGAGCGUUUCGCCGAGCUGCAGGCGGCCACAAAGUCGCUCGCCAUGGACGUGAUCGAUGUCAUCAAGAAGCUGAAGCUCGACACCGCCAUCACUCCGCCCUACUCACCACCCUCGCCCUCCAAGUUCCCACCCCUUCCUCCCCUCCCUCCUCUGCCCCUGAAGAGCCCAUCACGGAUAGUGAACGGGGCACGGUCUCCAAGGCCGCCAACGCCCCCGGGAAGGAAAGGAGGCCGCACAGGGGCACUGGGAUCGCCCCCUCCGCUGCCACCAGGGGCGUCCUCUCCGGAUCGCAUCGCACAGAGCACGCCUGUUCCUCCGCCUGAUCUAUCCGAGGCGACACUCCCAGCACCCCGUACGAGGCUCCCGCCUGGCAAGCGGGAUCUGGUCGGCCUGAACACGGGCUCACAGCGUAGCCUGAAGAGCAAUAGCACUGUACACUCACGGGCAUCGAGCGCCUACAGCGUCGGAUCACUUCCUCCACCGGCAUACACGCCCGACAGCGAGGCGCCUCCUGUCCCUCAGAUCACACACUACAACACGGCUGACCGGCCAGAGAGCAGAGAAUCGUCGAGCCUGGGAAUACAUGGCCCCCCGACGCCCCAGAACUCAACCCUCUCACGUCAGCCCAGCCUUUCGGCGACAGAUGCCAGCAGCAUAUCCGAGAUACCCGAUUUCCCCGUGCCGCAACCACACACCGGCAUAAGGACGACAGCCUGGGUGAGCGACCAGGCAGGCUCACCCAACCCAAGGUAUCACGGACACCGGCCGCCCUCGCGGUACGAGCCACACUCGCUACAGGCGAUCCAGAGCCUCCAGCAGACGGCCAUCCCGGAGGACCAGGCCGUGGCGGCGGGCAGCAGCAGCAGCAUGCCCGUGCCCCGGGCGAGGGCGGGCCACUCGUUCAUCAACUUCGACACGGCGCUGACGCCCAUCAUCUCGGAGCUGAGCAGGUUCGGCGUGGACCCGUCGUCGUCGCCGGGAGGUGGGUCCGGCCCCGACAGCCCGGAGACAUCACGAAGCACGACGCUGAGCCACGCCACGAGCAUGUCGUCCCUCCGGACCGGCUCAACCCACAUCAUGAGGCCCGGCACCAGCAACGGCGGCUGGACGCCCAUCACGCCAGCAGACACGACCCACCAGCCCCCCAAGGGCUCCUUCUCGCCCAUAUCCCUCCCACCAGCCGCCCUCGAGCCCCCAGAAGGCCACCACACCCGCCUCCCAGAAGCAGCAGUGCCGGUACCGCUACCAACACCAGCCCACCCAGCCCCAGAGGACUGGGCCACCCGCACCGUCCUCUCCAUCUCAGACCACGCCUCGACCACAAACUUCUCCGCAACCUCCCCCACCACCACCCCCCAGCCCCGCGAGCCAGACACGGCCAUCGGCCAGCGCAGCAGCCUCCACCUCCUAGGGGGCUUCUGCCCCGGCGCGCAGGCCUUCCGCGCCUCGGGCCACGGGGACGGCGUGCGCCGCGUGGCAGGCCACGUGGCGGGCCACUCGGCGGCGACGGCGCGGUGCGAGGCCUGCUCGUACGGGCACGCGUGGUCGGAGCUGGAGCUCGACGUGCGCGAGCGCAUGCCGCGCGCGACGUUCCCGCGCGGCGGCGGGCUCCUCUUCCGCAUCCGGCUGCUGUACAAGUCGCACCUGGGCGCGCCCCGGCCCGGCGAGGCCUUCUACGGGUGCCUGUUCUGCGCGCAGUCCGGGCGGGUCGUCCGCGAGGGCGACGCCACCGUCUUCCGCGGCGCCGACGAGCUGCUCCGCCACGUGGCCUCGCACCCGCAGCCGCUGCCUGACGUCCCUGGGUUGACUGUGCUGUAUGGGAGGGAGGUGCUCGCUGCGGACCCGCGGGUUAAUGACUUUGACGUGUGGCUUACUGAGCCGCCGCAGCGCGGGGGCGUCCCGCCCGAGGUGGAGGCUGAGGUUGCGAGGCUGCCUGUUGCGACGGCUGUGAAGGGCCAUGUGCAGCGGUAUGGGGAGAAGAAGCUGCCCCGGCCGGACGGGAAGGGCCCUGACAGCCUGCUGCAGUUCUUUGAGGGCUCGCGGGUCAUUGGUGUUGAGUUCCCCGGUAAAUAUGCAGGUAAGUGGUGUACGGGGUGGCACGACGGGGUGUGGGGAUAUUUCCCGGCCAAGAUCGUCGAGCUGGAAAAGCCCAUGCCAGGCAGACUCGACGCACCGCCCCUGCCACACGGGGUGGGUGGGAGUGGUGUGACUGCUGUGGCGAAGUGGAAGUGGGAUCCUGGCGCAGCUGCCAGGGAGGGCUGGCUUGGCUUCGACAAGGGGGAGAAGCUUGUCAACGUCGGGUGGCCUGCCGAGGCCGGCAAGGAGGCGUGGUGCUGGAGCGGGUCGACUUCGAAGGGCAAGUUCGGGGUGUUCCCCAGGAGUCAUAUAGACGAAUCAUCUCUGAGGGAAGAUGCCAACUCACAAGCGCCCGGGGGUGGGGGCGGAAAGUCCAAGAGAAAAGAGGGGGGCAGGUCGGGCGGCAAGUUCUUCGGCGUAAGACGGAGGCACAGCACGACUUCAAGUAUGAGUGGCGGCUCGGGAGUGAUCGAGAUUAUAUGA